Molecule: messenger RNA, 1386 nt
Organism: Pseudogymnoascus verrucosus
Lineage: Eukaryota; Fungi; Ascomycota; Leotiomycetes; Thelebolales; Thelebolaceae
Exons: 3
Coding region: 30-1295 (421 amino acids)
Biological process (GO): tRNA methylation
Cellular component (GO): tRNA (m1A) methyltransferase complex
Source: RefSeq, a predicted model, not a curated record
GCCAAUUGUACCCAUUCGACGGCUUCAAGAUGCCAAUUACUUUCACACGAUGUGGAAGUGCUCUUCAUCGGGUAGUGGCAAGGAGCGCGUACUCACCAUGCGCUGCUCGCUCUUAUAGCAACUAUGUCUUCCAAGAGAAUGACAUUGUCCUCGUUCAGAAAAAAACCGACGCCUCCGCCAAGCAGAUCCUCUCCAAGCCCCUACGGCCGGGGAGGCGCGUGAACACCACCACCGGCCACAUCGAUCAUGAAUCCAUUAUCGGGCUCUCUCCGCGCGCGGUCGUCGCGGCUGGGAAGGGGGAAUACAGGAUAUAUAAGCCUACGUUGGGAGAGUAUACAAAUUUGACGGCACGGAUUGUCACGCCUGUCUAUCCCGCAGACGCGAACCUAAUAGUCUCCCUCCUCGACCUCAACCCCACCGUCCCCGACCCUUCCUCCUCGUCACCCUCUCCCCCACUCGAAAUCUUCGAAGCAGGCACCGGCCACGGCGCACUUACCCUCCACCUCGCCCGCGCCAUCCACGCCGCCAACCCAGCCCCACCUCCCAUUCCCUCCCCCCCGCGUCCCGCCCCAGCGCCAGACUCUGAGGAAGGCACCUCCUCCGACUUAGUAGACGCCGAACACCAGGCUGCGGUCGACAAAUGGGAAGCCUACAAACCCACCCGCCGCGCCGUGAUAACCACCCUCGACGUGAGCGCCCGCCACAGCGCACACGCCAAGACCGUCGUUGCUGGUUGGCGAAAGGGGAUGUACGCGCACUCUGUCGAUUUCCACGUCGGUUCCAUUCCGGAAUAUAUCGCAUCGCGUCUUGCUACCUCACCGGAGCCGUUCCUCGACCACACCAUCUUAGACUUACCAGAUUGCCAUCUGUAUCUUGAGACUAUCUCGCAGGCGCUGAAGGAAGACGGCACGGUGCUGGUGUUUUGUCCGAGUAUCACGCAGGUUAUUGCGUGUGUUAAGCAGGCGAAGAAAGAGGUCUUGCCAUUGGUUCUAGAGUCGACGUUGGAGAUUGGUCAAGCGGCUGGAGUGGGGGGUCGGGUGUGGGAUGUUAGAGCUGUGAGGGCCAGGUCGUUUGUUAGGGCUGAGGCGGAGAAGGUGGAGGGUGCUGAAGAGGCUGUCGAGAGUGGGACGGAGGGGAGUGAGGCAGCGGCAGAGACAAUUGCUGAAACCACACCGAAAGAAGCUAAGCCUCUUAAACCCGAGGGUGAUGGGUGGAACAUGGUCUGCCGUCCUAAAGUGGGAGACAGGGUUGUGGGAGGCGGGUUUGUGGGCGUUUUCAGACGGGUUGUCAAGUAAGAUGUUAUAAUUGUAUGUAUCAGAUGUGAGGAUAAGUGUAUUAUAGUUCUGUAUAUUAAAGCAUCCAAUUGUAUGAUUAUCGAAGCAUGGG